Benincasa hispida (wax gourd) is the source of this 2730-nucleotide messenger RNA. RefSeq lists its product as uncharacterized. NCBI's taxonomy places the organism in Eukaryota, Viridiplantae, Streptophyta, Magnoliopsida, Cucurbitales, Cucurbitaceae. Gene Ontology annotation, biological process: regulation of DNA-templated transcription. The record is from RefSeq and is a predicted model, not a curated record. Gene Ontology annotation, molecular function: transcription coactivator activity; chromatin DNA binding.
CUAUUUCUUCCCCAAAAGUCGCUUACAGAUUUUCCCAUUUGAAUCUUUCCUUUCCCCCUCUCAUCCGUGUGAAAAUUCUGUAAUUUCACUCCCACAACCUCUCGUCCAUUUGAAGCGGGAAGAAAGUGUUUCUGGUUUUUUUUUUUUUUUUCUGUUUGCUUAAUGGACAAGAAAGCUACUCCGGCUACUGCGACGGAUUGGAGAACGGAAAUCACGAAUGAAACUAGACUGCAAAAAUUCCGUUUAAUAUGUAUGAUGUUGAAUGAACAGUGGUCUGCUCACCAUGCUGAUGGCAUGAAUAUGAAAGCAAUUAGUGAGCUUGCGAGGGAACAUGAGAUGGAGUUGUUUAGUAUGGCGAAGUCUAAGGAUGACUAUUUGAAUGCUGGAACCAGAAAGAUGAAUAGGAGAGAAAAUCACCAUGGAAGCUCAAGCACUCAAGUAGCCGUGCCUAAUCCGCAAUAUCAUCAGUCAGCAGAGCCUAAUUCACUUUUGCGGCAACAUAUUCAGCCAACAACACAGCUACACAGACAAAAUCUGAAUGUCGGACAGACGCAUCAACAAUUUGGGAUGCACAAUCAAAGGCAUGUUAGUCCACAGAAUACAUUAAAUUCACAAUUCCAGAGACGAGAUUUUGGAAUUCAUCCGUCUCCAGAAAUGUUCACACAACAUCCAAACUUGGUGAACUUGCAGCCAAAUGAGAAUUUGACAACUCAAGUUAAAGAGGAAGUGAAUGGUGAAGGUUUUCAGGCCUCAAAAUCCUCACAUCAACACCAUACUGCGAUUGAGCAGUAUAAGCAACAACAGUCCAUGGGAGCUUCCGCAGUUCCAGAAGAAAUUCCAACUUCAGAAGAUUGGCAUGAUGUUGCAUUUGCUGAGAUGGAGCGGCUCAAGAAGACGUACUUGCCUCUUUUGGAGAAGGCAUGUGAACUGUCUCUGCAGGUUGUACAAGCAGAGCAGAUCCAGCAGCAGAAGCACGAUCCAUUGCGUGGAAUGAUGAAGUUUUUGCAAUUGCCUAGAGACAAAAUCAUCUUAACUUAUGACAAAGAGAAGUUUUAUCGAUGUUUGCAAACAAUUGAGAAAGUUGGAAAAGCAAUUAAGAGUAAAUUUAAUCUUGGUAAUAAGCAGCAGCCCCUUCAUGGUGGGCAGCCUGGCCCCGGUGGAUCUCGCUUAAACCCAGUUCAGCAAAGUAAUAGUGUGAAACUCCAUCGUCAACCAGUGAUCCGAGCCACAACUGGCUUUCCUGAUGGUACUUCCCCAAUAGCAUCACCAGAGAAAGGUUCUGUAAGGUCAGAAACUGAUUGUAUUCAGAUAAAUCUGUUGCAGAAUAGGCAACAUUUUGAAAACAUCGAGUCAGAAUUUCGGUCCCAGUGGUUACAGCCGAAGCAGAAUGCAACAGGAAACAUCCCAGCCAUUUAUAGAUCAGGAAUGUCUUUGAAUCAUUAUUGCUCAAACGUUUCUCCUCAAAUACAUGAGGCUUCACAGCUUUCUCAAUUUGCUGAGCGACCUCUUCCAACAAAUCCUUGCGGUUCUUCAUUGCAUGGAAGAGCUUCUCCAGCUCCAUCUUCCUCCAUAGUUAGGCUUGACAAAAGCUCUCCAAAUGUUUCCUACCUUUCAAGUUCGAACUUUCAAUUCCCUCAAAAUUGUAAUCCUCUUGAGUUUCUUCAUCCCAAAGCAGAAAUCGAAGUCCAGUCUCAGAAGAUUAGAAGCUCCAGUGCAAUGACCUCUCCGUUUGCAACACCUACUAGUCUUGGAAGCAAUGGGCAAUUGCCAACAGCAACUCAGGCUCAUAAUCGCUUACUUAAAGCCGUUGAGUCAUUAUCAAAUGAAGCACUGACAAUAGCUGUGUCUGGAAUAAGUUCAGUUGGGUAUAGCGAUGAUGCAAUGAUAGAUCCCUGGUGUCAUGCAAAGGUAACAGAUGUAAGGUUGCAAGACGGAUCCGGUUCCUCAAAUAAUAUGAAGCGCAAAAUAAAUGCAACGGCCUUAAACAACAUACCAUCGCCUUGCAGUGAUAUUACUGGCUCUGAACCAACAGUUACAUCAAGAAGAAAGAAGCUCAAGAAGCUGUCCGAUUAUUCCCUCUUAGAAGAAUUGAGAAACAUAAACAAGCAGUUCGUCGAAACAGUCUUGGAACUAGAUCUGGACGAGAGUCUCAAUCGAAAAUUAGCCAAUGCAGGUACGGUUCUUCGAUGCUCAUAUAGUGCUGCAACUGAGUGUAAAAAUUCAGAAGCCUGUCCUGUGAAGCUACCAGUACUUUCUGUGAAGUUGCUCGUUCCUCUUGAUUAUCCAGAAGACUACCCCGUGUUCCUAAGCAAAUUCAACACGAACUCCGGCAAUGUGGAUAAAGAAUUUAGAGAUCUGUCAAACGAAGCAACGUUGAUGUUACGUGCAUUCCUUCGCACUGCUCCGGAUUGCUUGUCACUUUUAGAGUAUGCAAGGGUAUGGGAUGAAUGUGCACGCUCUGUGGUAUCUGAGUAUGCUCAACGUGCGGGCGGGGGAUGUUUCAGCACUCAAUAUGGGACUUGGGAGGACACCGUCGCCGUUGCCCAAUCUCCCUUUAUUUUGAACUGAAUUCAACCCACCAGGUCGUAAAAUGGAUGAACUUUUCUUUCCCUUUUAAUAUAUAUAUAUGUUUAGGUUCACGUGGAUCUGAAUUUUAGUUAUGCUUAAAAUUUAAAACUAAAUGUUCUUUGAAUGGAAAAAAAAUGUUGAUAAUACUCCAAUUUUAGCAAA